UAGUUCGAAUCCUCCGGGGUUAACAGAUCGGCCCACAUCGGAUUUCGACGGGCAAGCCCGGAUAUACUAGGCUCGGGCAUAAUAAGCCUGCGCCGCAAGCCAAUAGCAGCGCUGCAAUCCUUGCCUCUGGUGAGCAGUACAACGGCGUUAACAAGCUCACCCUGAUCCCAUUGGCUGUGGCGACCGAAGUACCGGAACGGGAUGUAAUGUAACCUCUUGGCUGGCCCAGUCCGAGUUGAUGUCUAUAUGACAAGUCCGAGCAGCCAUUCUCCAGUAUAAAUAAAACCUCCAACGUCUCACACCCACAAGAUUCCAGUCUUGCACUCUAAUUAGCAAAGCAAGAAACCAUCAUCUCCAUCACAUCCAACAAGCAAGCAACAACUAGAAACACCUCGUCCACCCUCACACACUCUCUCCCGACCAACCCAAUAAGAAACUCACACAACACCCCAAAAAUGGCGACAGCACAAGAAGCCACGCAGGGCAAGAGCGCCAGCGGCGCGCCGCACCUGUCGCAGGCGCACGGCAUCCCGUUCCCUAAGUACUUCGCAGCACUAGCAGCGACGUACAACGCUCAGACGGGCGACACGACGCGCAGCUUGUUCGCAGCCGCGCUGGACGACAUCACCGCCCAGGUGCCGCUCACAUCAACGUCGCGGGUGCACGACAACGCGGCGGGCCCGGGCACGGCGGCGUCGGUGCUGGUCGACCGGCUUACCCCGGAUUCUCUGCCCAAUAUCCUCGUGACGGACCGGGUGGCGGCCAUGGUCUCGGCUGCGCGCGAGUCGUUCGCGCACGUGCCUUCGGUAACCGCGGCCGAGAUGGACAGCCUCGCGCUGAGCGGGGUCGUGGAUAGCUCGGUGACGCACAGCAUCCUCAACUUCAGCAUCUUCGCGAUAUCGGACCCGCUGCGGUGCGUGCGCGAGGUGCGGCGGACGCUGGCGGGCGGCGGCGGCGGCGUCGCGGCGCUGCUGACCUGGCGCCGCUUUGGUGCGGGCGAGAUCGUGCGCGCAGCGCAGGCGCUCGUGCGGCCGGACUUGCCGCCGAUGGCGUAUCCGCAUCCAGAGUUCUGGCAGCCCGGCGUUCUGGCGGCGCUGGCGGUCGAGGCCGGGUUCGACGAGGCGAACGUCACGGUGCUGGAGAAGAGCGUCGUGGUCGGGCCCGGGCCGCAGCUGGACGGCCUACGCGGGUUCUGGGCGAGCGACUUUGUCAAGCCCGCCAGGGUCGGCUGGACUGAUGAGGAAGUGGCCCGGUGGCCGGCGGCCGUCGAGCAGGCCGUCCAGGCCGAGAUUGACGCUCGCGGCGGUGUCUUGUUUCAGGCGUAUGUGGUGUUGGCGAGGACGUAAACGAGACGGCAUCUCAUACGGGAAACGAAGAGGACGGUAAUUAGACAGUAGAUUAGACUAUUGGGUUUAGCUAGGAAUUGAACAUACUUUCAUCCUUCA
Molecule: messenger RNA, 1445 nt
Organism: Lasiosphaeria miniovina
Lineage: Eukaryota; Fungi; Ascomycota; Sordariomycetes; Sordariales; Lasiosphaeriaceae
Exons: 1
Coding region: 456-1346 (296 amino acids)
Molecular function (GO): S-adenosylmethionine-dependent methyltransferase activity
Source: RefSeq, a predicted model, not a curated record